ACCACUUUUGGAGGCUGGGAGCAAACAUCAUCCACAGAUCGCCGCUGUCCACUUCAAGAGGAGUGAGGUCUCAACAGGCUUCCAAGGGAGACACCAUGAAGGCGACAUGCCUGUUCUUCCUGGCUUCUGUCUUGGUCUGCAGCUGGACGAUGGCGUGCGGAGCUCGCAGCAUCUCCGCCGAGGACGAGCCGGACCCGGGAACCGCGGACGACCUCCUCCUACAGAAAGCCGAGAGCCUCCUGCUGCGCUCCGUCCUGAGAAAGAUGCAAGCGGAAGACCGCAACGGUGGAGGACCCUCCUCUCAGACGGAGUGGAUGACGAAGCGGCAGCAUCCGGGCAAGAGGUACCGCGAGGAUUUGGACGAAGAGGCUGACGGUGAUGGAGAGGUCUUGCCGGCUGUUGAAAGGAGACAGCACCCGGGCAAACGCUCCACGGCGGGACACCUUUCGGACCUUCCCGUGAUCGUCGUGCAGGGCGAACUUUCCAAGCGGCAGCACCCGGGCAAGCGCUACUUGGUGCUGCGCAGCCGGCGGCAGCACCCCGGUAAACGGCAACCGGGGGAAGACGAGGAGGAGGAGGAGGAGGAGGAGAAUGAGGAUGAGGGGGAUGAUGAGGAGGAGGAGGACCAGCACCCCGGCAAACGCUUUUGGGAUCGUUCGGCUCGUCCACAACUGGCCACUAUGAGUCCAUGUGAAGACGUCUCGGACCCUGUGACGUGCGCCAAAAGCAAUCUGCUGCUCGACUUUUUAGACAACAUCGGCGUGAAGCACGCCGACGAGAAGCGACAGCACCCGGGCAAAAGGUUUGCGCCUCCUCGCUACGUUUUAGAGGAGUCAGAGUAGAUCCAUUAGAUCCCCUAUGCGCCCUUGUUAACGAAACAAUGUGUAC
Messenger RNA from Phycodurus eques (leafy seadragon), 888 nucleotides. It is a transcript of the gene trh, whose product is annotated as thyrotropin-releasing hormone. Lineage: Eukaryota; Metazoa; Chordata; Actinopteri; Syngnathiformes; Syngnathidae. Gene Ontology annotation, molecular function: thyrotropin-releasing hormone activity. The coding region runs from base 96 to 842 and encodes 248 amino acids. Gene Ontology annotation, cellular component: extracellular region. Gene Ontology annotation, biological process: hormone-mediated signaling pathway. The transcript has 3 exons. The record is from RefSeq and is a predicted model, not a curated record.